AUGCUGCGACUGGGGUGGCGGUGGAGCUUGGGUGACCCUGCUGGAGGUCAUAGAGCUAGACAGCCACCGCAGCCUGAUCUACUUGAGACGCUCUCAUCGAAGGCGAUUCGUGCGUGGAUCGUUCGGCAAGGUAGUCCUGGUGUUGGAGGGUACAGUCCUGUUGGUGCUGGAGCUACUAGUCCUGAAGGUACUGCUGAUGCGGGAGGUGCUGGAGGUAGUGCUGAAGGUGCUGGAGGUGCUGCUAGUGCUGGAGGUACUAGAGGUGCUGCUAGUGCUGGAGGUGCUAGAGCUGCUAGUCCUAGAGGUGCUGGAGGAGCUGCUCAUGUUAGAGGUGCUGGAGCUACUAGUCUUGGAGGUGCAACUGGUGCUAGAGGUGCUGGAGCUGCUAGUCCUGGAGGUGCAGGAGCUGGUGGCACUAGAGGUGCUGGUGCUGCUGGUGUUGGAGGUGCUGGAGGUGCUGCCGGUGCUGGAGGCACUGGAGCUGGAGGUGCUGGAGGUACUGGAGCUGCUAGUCCUGGAGGUGCUCGUACUGGAGGUAUUGGAGCUGCCGGAGCUGGUGGUGCUGCUGGUGCUGGAGUUUCUACUGGAGGUACUGGAGGUGCUGGAGGUGCUAGAGCUGCUGGUCCUGGAGGUGCACGUACUAGAGGUGAUGGAGCUGCCGGAGAAGGUGGUGUUGCUGGCGGUGGAGGUGCUAGAGGGGCGCUGGAGGUGCUGGAGGUACUGCGGGUGCUAGAGGUGGUGGCACUGCCAAAGCUCGUGGUGCUGCUGGUGCUGGAGGUGCUGGACCUGCUGGUGUUGGAGGAGCUGGAGCUGCUGCCACAGCUACCGCCUGGCUCCUCGCUGCCUGCUCCUGCUCCUCACACUAAGGUGAUUGAGUCCCUGACUGAGCGUCGUGAGCCCGAGACUCAUGCUUCCACACCUGAUCAUGCUCGUCGUGUCGCCCGUCCACGUCCUCCUCCUGUCCCAGGCACUCACGUUAUGGCACUUCGCCCUUCCUCUGUUCCACAGCGUGUUGUCCUUCCUGAGCCUCCCGCAUCCUGA
Molecule: messenger RNA, 1041 nt
Organism: Closterium sp. NIES-65
Lineage: Eukaryota; Viridiplantae; Streptophyta; Zygnematophyceae; Desmidiales; Closteriaceae
Source: the annotation of a GenBank genome assembly